AUGGCGGGGGUGGCCCGGCCGGGGCUCGAGCUGGGCAACGUCUUGGUGCAGGUUCAAGAAGAUCUUCAACAGUUGAAGGAACAACUGCGAGAUUUUAGCCAUGACUGGGAAAUAGCAGAUCCUGAAAUUUUAGAAUCGGUUGUUGAACAGGCAGAGGACAGACUGAGGAAGCAUGCAGAGAACUAUUUAAAUGCAGUGAACAGAUCAGUGCUAACUAUUUUCCCAGCGGACGAUGCAGAACGGACUUCAAGACAGAUUUCCAGAUGGGGGAUCCCCUUGGAGCCUUCUCAGAAAGAAAUCAUUUUCCCCAAGAUGCCCGGAAUCGCCCCUCCUAUCAGGGCAGCCCUGCCUCCAGCCUCAUCUUUGGGCUCAAAGCACAAGCUUUCAAUGAUGAUGAGGAUUCUGUGUGACCCAAAACAUAUAUACCACCGAAGCAUUGUAAAUCAGAACUAUGGUGUCAGUUUGCCGUUGGUGAAUCAGAGGAAAACAACCUAUCUUGCUAGCUCUGACCUGGCCUUCCGGAAGCAACCUCAUGGCACACAUUGAAAAUGUUUGAAAUAAAUAAUAGGACACAGGAGAACUUCCAGCUGUGUUGAAGCAACCUGAAUGUAUCAGCCAUUUGAUCCUCUUUUACUUACUCUCUCUGUUACUUAAAGAAUUUUCUACAAAUUAUAUCAAUGACAUUGCUAUAACAUAUAUCAGUACAUCACUGCAGUAUAUAACUUAGCAGCGCUUGUGAAAAUAUUGAAUUAUGUUAAUUACAGGCAAUGAAAAUAUACAAAUUAACACUAUUAAUUAAACUUGCAUGCAAAGAAAUGUUAAUUGCACAUAAUUAGACGUAUAGAUUGGUGUUUGUGAAUACACAAAAUUGUGUUAAUUACAUUUGCUUAAAUAUGCAGAUUAGCUGUGUUAAUUAAAAUAGCAUUAUUUUAAUUGUGUGCUUCUUAAGAGUGGCCGAUUAGCUGCGGGCCUCUUACCGCUCUCUCCUCUGGCAAUUUCCGAGUCGCUCACCUCUGUCAAAGAGCAAAAAUGCCCAUUGAAAUGGCCACAAAAAUAAGUCUCCAUAAUUGCAGUGACCUC
This is a messenger RNA of Thamnophis sirtalis, 1080 nucleotides long. NCBI's taxonomy places the organism in Eukaryota, Metazoa, Chordata, Lepidosauria, Squamata, Natricidae. The record is from RefSeq and is a predicted model, not a curated record.